AUGGAUAUCUCAAAACCCGUUGGAUCCGAAAUCACUUCGAUCGAUUUCAACGUCCUUACGACUCGGGAUAUCCGCGAUUUGUCCGUGAAACAAAUCACCAACCCAACGGUUUUGGACAACCUGGGACAUCCGAUCUCCGGUGGUUUGUAUGACUUGGCUCUAGGUGCAUUUUUGCGAAAUCUUUGUUCGACAUGUGGUCUAGAUGAGAAAUUUUGUCCUGGCCAUCAGGGCCACAUAGAAUUGCCAGUGCCUUGUUACAAUCCACUGUUUUUCAAUCAAUUGUAUAUUUACCUGAGAUCGUGCUGUUUGUUCUGCCAUCAUUUUAGGUUGAAAAGCGUAGAAGUACACCGCUAUGCUUGCAAAUUGAAGCUUUUGCAGUACGGUCUUAUCGAUGAAUCGUACCGGUUAGAUCAAAUUUCCAUUGCUGGAAUGCAGUAUCUUCUCGAUGAUGAUGAGCAGGAAGAUCAGGAAGCGGUAGAGGACAACGCAAUGGAUGCCGGCACUAACUCCUCGAAAACUAAAGGAACAAAAGAUAUUUCCGCUGCUUUGAAGGCGGAGAUCAUGACUAAGCGUAACCAAUUCGUCGACGAAAAGAUUGGCUUGGCUCUAAGCGAAGGAAGAACUUCUGAGAGAGGUACUUUCACCGCUACGACCAACGAUGAGAGGAAAAGACUGAUUCAUGAUUUCCAUAAGAGGGUUCUAAGUAGGGCUAAAUGUGACAACUGUGGAAUGUUUUCACCAAAGUUCCGGAAGGAUGGAUUUACCAAGAUCUUUGAGACGGCACUAACGGAUAAGCAAUUGACAAACAACCGUGUGAAAGGUAUGAUUCGCCAGGACAUGAUCAAGAAGCAACAGCAGUCGAAGAGAUUAGGUGGCUCUGAAGAGGAAAAUAACUCUGUUGAGGAGGACUUUAGCGUGGAGAGGAAUCCCUCGGCCAGACCAAAGACUGGCUCUACAUACAUUCUAUCUACUGAGGUCAGAAACAUACUGAGGGCUUUGUUCAAGAAGGAACAACAAGUUCUUCAGUAUAUUUUCCAUUCAAGACCCAACUUGAGCAGGAAGGUGAUAAAAGCAGACAACUUCUUCAUGGAAGUUGUGCUGGUUCCGCCUACAAGAUUCCGUCUUCCAUCGAAGCUGGGCGAAGAAGUGCACGAAAACACCCAGAAUCAGCUACUAUCGAAGAUAUUGACCACCUCAUUGCUCAUCAGAGAUUUGAACGAUGAAAUGUCCGAGAUUCAAAAAGAUAAAGUAUCUGCAGACGACAGGAGAGUAAUCUUCAGCAGAUUAAUGAACGCUUUUGUCACCAUUCAGAACGACGUUAAUGCCUUCAUCGAUUCGACAAAGGCCCAAGGUAAUUCUAGCUCCAAGGUUGCCAUUCCUGGUGUCAAGCAAGCUUUGGAGAAAAAAGAAGGUCUUUUCAGAAAACAUAUGAUGGGUAAACGUGUCAACUAUGCUGCUCGUUCAGUUAUUUCACCAGAUCCCAAUAUUGAAACUAAUGAAAUUGGUGUUCCCCCCGUUUUUGCGACGAAAUUAACUUAUCCUGAACCGGUUACAGCUUACAACAUCGCCGAACUUCGUCAAGCGGUUAUCAACGGUCCAGACAAGUGGCCGGGUGCUACGCAGAUUCAAAAUGAAGACGGCACUCUCGUUUCUCUGGUUGGUAUGACCCUGGAACAGCGUAAAGCCUUGGCAAACCAACUAUUGACCCCAUCUUCUAAUAUCCUGACUCAUCCAUUGAACAAGAAAGUGUACCGUCACAUCAAAGAUAGAGAUAUUGUUCUGAUGAAUCGCCAACCUACUCUGCAUAAAGCCUCUAUGAUGGGUCAUAAAGUUAGAGUUCUGCCAGGUGAGAAAACUUUGAGACUGCAUUAUGCCAACACUGGUGCUUAUAACGCCGAUUUUGAUGGUGAUGAAAUGAAUAUGCAUUUCCCACAAAAUGAAAAUGCUAGAGCUGAAGCGUUCAAUUUGGCCAAUACUGACUCGCAGUACCUGACUCCAACUUCGGGCUCUCCUGUUAGAGGUUUAAUUCAAGAUCACAUCUCUGCUGGUGUUUGGCUAACUAGCAAGGACAGUUUUUUCACAAGAGAGCAAUACCAACAAUACAUAUACGGUUGUAUUCGUCCAGAGGAUGGCCAUGCUACAAGGCCAAGAGUUGUUACAUUGCCUCCUGCUAUUAUGAAACCCGUGCCGCUAUGGACUGGUAAGCAGAUUAUUUCAACAGUUCUACUGAAUGUCACUCCGCCUGAUAUGCCAGGUAUUAACUUGAGAUCAAAGAACAAGAUCAAGAAUGAAUACUGGGGCAAAGACUCAACAGAGAAUGACGUAAUCUUUAAAAACGGUAAUUUGGUUUGUGGUAUACUUGAUAAAUCUCAGUAUGGUGCUUCCAAGUACGGUAUUGUGCACUCGCUUCAUGAGGUUUAUGGGCCAGAAGUUGCAGCUAAAGUUCUUUCAGUUCUUGGAAGACUCUUCACCAACUACAUCACAGCUACAGCUUUCACUUGUGGUAUGGAUGAUUUGCGUCUGACCGCGGAAGGUAACAAAGCAAGAACUGAAAUAUUGAAGACCUCCAUUGAUGUAGGUCGUCAAGCAGCCGCAGAAGUCACUAACUUGGAUAAAGAUACGGCUCCGGAUGAUACAGAGUUAUUGAAACGUUUGGAAGAGAUUUUGCGUGACGAAAACAAAUCAGGUAUUCUGGAUGCCGUUACUUCCUCUAAAGUGAAUGCCGUCACUUCCAAAGUUGUUUCGACAUGUGUUCCCGAUGGUACAAUGAAAAAAUUCCCUUAUAACUCCAUGCAAGCUAUGGCUUUAUCCGGUGCUAAGGGUUCCAAUGUCAAUGUUUCUCAAAUUAUGUGUCUGCUUGGCCAACAAGCUUUGGAAGGUAGAAGAGUGCCCGUGAUGGUCAGUGGUAAGACUUUACCCUCUUUCAAGCCAUUCGAAACAGAUGCCAUGGCUGGUGGUUACAUUAAAGGUCGUUUCUUCUCAGGUAUUAAGCCUCAAGAGUACUACUUUCAUUGCAUGGCAGGCCGUGAAGGUUUGAUCGAUACAGCAGUCAAGACCUCUAGAUCUGGUUAUUUACAGCGUUGUUUGACCAAACAAUUGGAAGGUGUCCAUAUAUCGUACGAUAAUAGCGUUAGGGAUGGUGAUGGAACUUUGAUCCAAAUGCUGUAUGGUGGUGAUGCUAUAGACGUUACGAAAGAGUCCCAUAUGACUCAAUUCGAUUUUUGCUUGGACAACUAUGAUGCUCUUCUCAAGAAAUACAAUCCUUCUGCCUUAGUCGAACAUCUGGACGUAGAUAACGCUCUGAAGUACUCCAAAAAGGCUGUUAAGCACAGAAAGAAGCACGCCAAAGAACCUCAUUAUAAGCAGAAAGUCAAAUAUGACCCUGUUUUGGCCAAAUACAAUCCCGCUAAGUACUUGGGUUCUGUUUCUGAGAAAUUCCAGGAUAAACUAGAAGCAUAUUUGGAUUCCAACGCUAAGGCAUUAAAAUCUCAUGGAAACGUGAAUGAGAAGAAAUUCAGAGCUUUAAUGCAGCUCAAAUAUAUGCGUUCCUUGAUUAAUCCCGGUGAAGCGGUCGGUAUCAUAGCCUCGCAAUCAGUCGGUGAACCAUCAACUCAAAUGACCUUGAACACUUUCCAUUUCGCUGGUCAUGGUGCUGCUAAUGUGACUUUGGGUAUUCCUCGUAUGAGAGAGAUUAUCAUGACGGCAUCUGCUGCAAUAAAGACCCCACAAAUGACGCUACCCAUCUGGAAUGAUGUUUCGGAUGAACAAGCUGACACCUUCUGUAAAUCGAUUUCGAAGGUUCUGCUGUCAGAAGUGGUAGAUAAGGUUACAGUUGUGGAAACAACCGGCUCGACAAAUGGUAGUGUUGCGUCUCGUUCGUAUGCGAUCAAAAUGAUGUUCUUCAAUCAGGAAGAAUACAACGAGCAAUACGAUAUUUCGAGCGAAGAAUUGCAGAAUGUAAUAUCCAAUAAGUUCCUAUCGUUACUUGAAGCUGCAAUCCUGAAAGAGAUCAAAAAACAAAAGAAAACGACCCUUCCUGAAGUCGGCAUUGCUGUCGCAAAAGAGUCUGCUAUGGCAGCUUUAGAUGGUUCAAUGGAGAAGCCAACUCAAGACAACGAUGAAGAAGAUGCUCGGAAGAAGGGCAAACAAGCGGUUUCCUAUGAGGAGCCAGAUGAGGAAGAGUUAGAGACGAUGAGACAAGCAGAAAAGUCCUCGGAUGAAGAAGAUCUGGAUUCUGAUAAGGAGAGCAAGGACUCAGAUUCUGAAGAUGAAUCUGAUGUGGAUAUGGAAAGGGCAAUCGAGUCGGCUGAGGAAGCUGCUGAAGAUAUGAGCAAGACUCAACGCGAUCGUCAGCAUGCCAUCAUUUCGAAACAAAGAUUUGUCACAAAAUAUAACUUUGAUGACAAAAACGGUAAGUGGUGUGAAUUCAGACUAGAGUUAGCAGCUGAUACCGAAAAGCUACUGAUGGUAAAUAUCGUAGAAGAUAUCUGCAGGAGGUCUGUCAUCAGAGAAGUUCCUUGCAUUGAUCGUUGUGUGCAUUCAGAGUCAGUGAAGGGUAGAAGAACCCUGGUUACCGAAGGUGUUAACUUUCAGGCUAUGUGGGACCAAGAGGCCUUUAUUGACGUUGAUGCCAUAACGUCUAACGACGUUGCAGCAGUAUUAAGGACGUACGGUGUAGAAGCUGCCAGAAACACUAUUGUGAAUGAGAUUAACAACGUCUUCUCCCGUUACGCAAUUUCAGUUUCGUUCCGCCAUUUGGAUCUUAUCGCAGACAUGAUGACUAGGCAAGGUACAUAUCUUGCUUUCAACAGACAAGGAAUGGAGACGUCGACAUCGUCUUUGAUGAAGAUGUCUUACGAAACGACUUGUCAGUUCCUAACCAAAGCCGUGCUCGACAAUGAGCGCGAGCAGUUGGAAAGUCCUUCAGCUAGAAUCGUCCUAGGAAAGCUAAGCAAUGUUGGUACGGGGUCUUUCGAUGUAUUAACAAGAGUCCCAAAUAACGGUCGCUGA
Messenger RNA from Torulaspora globosa, 5010 nucleotides. RefSeq names its product DNA-directed RNA polymerase I core subunit RPA190 (gene RPA190). The record is from RefSeq and is a predicted model, not a curated record. Gene Ontology annotation, molecular function: DNA binding; DNA-directed RNA polymerase activity. NCBI's taxonomy places the organism in Eukaryota, Fungi, Ascomycota, Saccharomycetes, Saccharomycetales, Saccharomycetaceae. Gene Ontology annotation, cellular component: RNA polymerase I complex. The transcript has a single exon. Gene Ontology annotation, biological process: DNA-templated transcription. Bases 1 to 5010 code for a protein of 1669 amino acids.